Molecule: messenger RNA, 1422 nt
Organism: Rotaria socialis
Lineage: Eukaryota; Metazoa; Rotifera; Eurotatoria; Philodinida; Philodinidae
Source: the annotation of a GenBank genome assembly
AUGACUGUUCAUAUUGCUUCAUCGUUCUCUUUUUGUCAAAAUGUAGCAAACGAGAAUGAAGAGGAAUGUCAAGAGGAACAAUAUUUCCUCUGUCCGCAUUGCAACUUAUGGCUUUGUAUUCCACACAAUCUUGAACAUCAACAAAUUAUACAGACGAGUGCUCAUGAAUUUAAUGAUCGUGUCAACCAAGUACGCCAGCAAUUGACUGACAUAUCUAUUGAUUACAUUUAUGAAGAUUGUAACAAGAAAAUUGACGACUGGCGAGACCAAAUGCUGGCAGAAAUCAAAAAUAGACAUUCUGAAAUGUUUCAGCAUUUGAAUAAAUUAUAUAAUGAACUCACGGAAGAAAUUAAAGAAUUUAAAGAGAAAAAAAUUGAAUUAUUUACACACGAAUUUAUUGAACCACUGGCUCAUAUGCUUACGAAACAAAAACAAGUUCAUCCGGAAAAAUUGAAAGCAUUGGUAGCACAAUUGAAAUCACUCGAAGAAAAAAUUGAACUUAUUAAAAUACCUGAUCUAAUUCAAAUGAAUCUUGAUGAAAUAAAAUUAAAUGGAAAAAUCAAUUUUACACGGCAGCAUCCAUGCGAUGAAAUAGAUGCGACAUUGAAUCGUCGUCAAUUGCUGGAGCUCGAUUGUGUUAAUCAGAAAGAAUAUCAUCGUUUUUCAUUGAAAAAAAAUAGUAAAGCAUUAGCAGCAUCGAGCAAUUUCAUUCUAGCAUUCGAAAGUCCGUCAACAUUACUUUUAUUUGAUAAAAAAAGUCCACUUCGAUCUAUCGAUACCAAAGGCAACAAAGUAUGGGAUAUUUGUUGGUCUGAAGCUAUGAAAAUAUUUCUGAUUGCUGGAAAAAAACUUCAAAUCUAUGAUAUUAUUCAUGAUGAACUAGCCGACACGUCUAUUGAAAAUCCACACAAUGGAUCUGAUAUUUGGUCUGUUACGAGUUAUCUUCAUGAUGUGCUUUUGCUAGACAACGAUGGUUUCAUCAAACGUUACUCGUGUCCUUCAUUUAAAUUAAAAGCAUCAUGGCCAGAAAAAGUUUAUCUUCGAGAAAAUAAUGAUACUGGAGCAGCACAAAUUCGUCUUAAUAAUAUUGGCAUAUUAGCAAUAAGUAUUAAACAAGAAGAUUUACAUUGGCGUAUAGAUUUGUUUGAUGUACAGAUGCAACGAAUCCAUCGUGGUAUUCCUCUAACUAACAAUGGAACAGCUGACUUGUGGGAUAUUCCGUUUAUUUCUUUAAAUAAUAAUGAAUGGCUUGUAAUGGAUCUUCGCUCUAUGCCUCAAAUGUUGUUAUUAGUUGAUGAAAAUGGGAAAAUUCAACAGCAAGUUGAGAGAGGAGGAUCCAAUGUGGCUUUGAUGGGUAGAACAUAUCUUGUUUUGCGUGAUAGCACAGGCUUACAAUUAUAUAAAGUUUCACAAGAAUCAUAA